Messenger RNA from Oreochromis aureus, 2446 nucleotides. It is a transcript of the gene lman2la, whose product is annotated as lectin, mannose-binding 2-like a. Gene Ontology annotation, biological process: endoplasmic reticulum to Golgi vesicle-mediated transport; endoplasmic reticulum organization; Golgi organization. Gene Ontology annotation, cellular component: endoplasmic reticulum membrane; endoplasmic reticulum-Golgi intermediate compartment; COPII-coated ER to Golgi transport vesicle. Gene Ontology annotation, molecular function: D-mannose binding. NCBI's taxonomy places the organism in Eukaryota, Metazoa, Chordata, Actinopteri, Cichliformes, Cichlidae. The transcript has 9 exons. The record is from RefSeq and is a predicted model, not a curated record. Bases 24 to 1127 code for a protein of 367 amino acids.
UUGAGUGGGCUGGGUUUAGAGCAAUGAUGGCCGCCGCCAGCAGCAGCAGUCUCUACAGCGGCUCCAAAUUACUGCUCGGUUUUACAUGCAAAGGGAAGAAAAUGCCUUUGAAAUUUCGCUGGACUAUCGCUUUUCUGGUUGUUACUCUGAGCCGGUGUUUUGCCGACGAUGACCACGAAAUGGAGGAGUUCCUGAAGCGGGAGCAUUCCCUUUCCAAGCCUUACCAAGGUGUGGGCUCCUCAAGCUCCUCCCACUGGGAGCUGAUGGGCGAUGCCAUGGUAACCACCGACCAGGUGCGGCUGACACCUGACAUGCAGAGCAGACAGGGGGCGAUAUGGAGCCGCAUUCCCUGCCAUCUGACGGACUGGGAGAUGCAGGUGCACUUUAAAAUUCACGGGCAAGGAAAGAAGAACCUGAAUGGUGACGGGCUGGCCAUUUGGUACACGAAGGAACGCAUGCAGAAAGGGCCUGUUUUUGGAAAUAAGGACAACUUCACUGGCUUGGGCGUUUUUGUGGACACAUAUCCCAAUGAGGAGAAACACAUAGAGGCGCAGAAGAAGAGAUACACUCCUCGCACACAGAGGAUCUUCCCCUUCGUCCUGGCAAUGGUGGGGAAUGGCAGCAUCAGCUACGACCACGAGCGGGAUGGCCGGCCCACAGAGCUGGGUGGCUGCAACGCUAUGGUGCGCAACCUCAAGCACGAUAGCUUCCUCUUCAUCCGAUACGUCCGCCGCAGGCUCACGGUGAUGAUAGAUAUCGACGGGCAGCAUGAAUGGAGGGACUGCCUGGACCUACCUGGGGUGCGGUUGCCACAGGGCUAUUAUUUUGGUGCUUCAGCAAUCACUGGAGAUCUCUCAGAUAACCAUGAUAUAAUUUCCAUGAAACUCUACCAACUGACGGUGCUGCGGAGCAAAAAGGAAGAAGAGGAGGAGGAAGAAGACGUGAUAACCAUACCCAGUGUCGACAACAUGGAGCUUAUCAGAUUGGGUCAGAGUGAUGAGGGGAUGAGCGGAAUAGCCAUUUUCUUCACCGUGCUCUUCUCUAUGGUGGGGUGCAUCUUCCUCAUCGUUAUCGGCCUGGUGGUGUACAGCCACUGGAACGAGAACAGACGCAAGCGCUUCUACUGAGGACAACAACAAAGCAGACGGCGAUUGUAAAAGCUAUCGUGGUCCACGGACACAACUGCACUGAAAGUGAGACGCUGCUGUCAGCCGGCACUGGUUUGUUUUUGUUUAAAAUCCCGAGGACAACUCAGUUUGACAGGAAGGGGAGUGGAUGUAUUCCCUGCUACACAAAAAGCCAUACUCCAACUUUGCCAUCAGUAGCCGUGAACCAGGAUCUCAAUUCACACUUUGUCCUCACCCCCCCGCCCCCGGUUGACGUGCACCAACUUGGCCUUACCAUCUCCACCUCUGUACAUGAUACAAAGCAGAUGUGCAGCACCUUCACUGACUUCUCAUGAGCAGCUAUAUUUUGUGUUUUGGUACUGUUUGCUGGAUUUGGAGGAUAUUUUUUUCACUGGUUUUGAGCUUUGAGAAAUCUACUUAAGUAAGCUGAUGUGUUCCUGCUUGCAAGCCCAUUAAUUACCUGCAGUACAAAGCGCUAAUCGAAUAUUAGCAAAAGCCACUGAUCCGCUUCUUUGCAUUAGAAAAGCCUCUCAGUUUAUACUGUGCUGUAUUAUGUGCUCUAUAUUCUUAUUGUUGUUUUAGCAUGCAUGGCGUUUGUGUGGGUUAGUUUUAAUUAACUGUGAUCUGCUUUGUUAACAUCAUGUGUGAGCUUUUAGCCGUUCUAUCUACACAUAGCAUGUGUCAAUGGCAACGAUCAGUGUUUCAGGGAAAUUAUCAAUUUAAGUCAGUUGCUUUGUCAAAAUGUUUAUAUUUCAUACCUUUACCCUAGUCUGUGUGUGCAUUUUUAACAAAUGGUUUUUAUUUUCACUACUGCUGUUUUAUGUUUGUUUUACUUUAUAAGAAGAUGCUUCUUUCGGCCCCAUCUCUGUUUCUAUUUAUCACGUCACACCCUUCCUGACACCACCCUCUCAUUUUCCCAGGCUUAGGACCAGCACUAGGAGUAAACUAGCUUGAGACCAACUUUUUUUUUUUGCAUAUUAUAAACUAAAUUAACGUCUUUUAAUAACGUAACCUCCGUCCCCCCUCCCCAGUGAACACACAUACGUACCGGUUUGGGACAAGACUGCCUCGUACGAGUCUGGGUGCUGACUCGACUCCGUCUUCUGCUGUAUGGUCUGAGAAUGGUCUACACCACACGUCAUCAUAUCUCUUAGGUGGUGCUUUUUAUUUAUUGUGCAGUCUUUGGAAACUUUGUUUGUUUCUGUAACCACUUUAUCCACCGCACUACCUUAUUUAUGUUUUUUAAAUUAUCUUUUAUGAAACUGUGCCUCAUGUAUGCAGUCAGUGACUUAGGAUUUACAAUAAAUUUAGCAGUUUUU